CCAAGUUUCCUCAGUUCUCUGCUAAAGCUGCCCAAACCACGCCCUCAAUCCCCUGAGUAGGCCAGCAGCAUCAUGGGGCGCCGCCAGCAGUCCAUCAGUAAAUCGAUUCUGAACGCGAUAUUCCGUGCCCCAGAGCAUCCAUCGAACAAACCCCCAACCCUCCUCGCAAGGAUCUUCGCCUUCUUCUCUCUCUUCCAGCUCGCGCUCGCUCGCUUCAAACCAGAGCUCUUCAAGAAGCUCCGAAACGAAGUCUGGGAAAUCGACGAAGAUGAAUACACCGAAUCCUUCCGCUCAGAGAAGAAGAGUGGAGGGCUAGUCUCCGUAGGAGAUCUGGGGUACAGCGGCUCCACCUUCUUCGCCACCGCCAACAGCAAAUACCUGCUGAAAUCCCUCCCGCGCGCCUUCGAGCAAACCUUCUUCCGCGACCGCCUGCUCGCCGCCUACGCGGCGCACAUGGCGACGCUGCCCUCCUCGCUCCUCGUGCGCAUCACCGACCUGCUGUACGCGCCCCUGCCCGCGCUCGGCAGCCUCCUCGGCGCCGUCCCCUCGCACCACAUCGUCAUGGAGAACAUCCUGUACGGCCAGUGCGCGUGCUCGGCGCAGCGCCAGCGCGACUGGGAGACGUACGACCUCAAGCCCGCCGACUACUUCUUCCCCGAGCGGGACGUCGCGGGCGGGCACCUCGCGCCGGAGCGCGUGAAGGAGCGGCUGAUUGACACGUUUCCGGAUAAGGUGCGGGUUGGGGUGGACGAGAAGGAGGCGCUGGUGUACGCGCUCACGCAGGACACGAAGGUCUUGCACGAGGCGAAUGCGGUGGAUUACAGUUUGUUUCUGGUGCGGUAUCCGUUUCUGCAGGGCGAGGAGGUGCCGCCUCCGCCGGGACGGGUGUCGGCGUGGCGUAAUGGGGUGGUGAGUCGGGAUGGGAAGUGGGUGUAUAGGGCUGUGUUGCUGGAUUUUUUCUGGUCGAAGGAUGCGCUGCAGCCGAUGGUCUUGACGGGGCUGAUGAAUAGCUGGAAUUUCUUUCAGCCGGGGAAGGGGGAUGGGCCGAUGAGUAUCACGACGAGUGCGGGCGAGUACCGGGAGAGGUUCCUGAGGAUGGUGGGGGAGAUUGUUGAGACAGGAGGCACAGGAGAGGUCUGAUUGACGGAAUUCGAUGUUCUUUAGCGAAGAUUAAUGAGUUCGAUACCCCCCUUAAAUAUAUCAUAUGCUUAAGAAG
Mytilinidion resinicola is the source of this 1216-nucleotide messenger RNA. Its product is annotated as SAICAR synthase-like protein. NCBI's taxonomy places the organism in Eukaryota, Fungi, Ascomycota, Dothideomycetes, Mytilinidiales, Mytilinidiaceae. Gene Ontology annotation, biological process: phosphatidylinositol metabolic process. The record is from RefSeq and is a predicted model, not a curated record. Gene Ontology annotation, molecular function: phosphatidylinositol kinase activity. The transcript has 3 exons. Bases 73 to 1140 code for a protein of 355 amino acids.